AUGAGUAAAGUUGCUCCAUUGCAACUGAACUAUCAUUUAGAGCGUAGGCUUGAGAAUUUGAGGAAUGGGAAAAGGGAAGUGAAGCUGAAGAAGAAACCACAACUUGAAUGGCAUUUAAAGAAUAUGAAACCAAAAUCCCACAAAUAUUUGGUGAGGAAUGAGUUUUCAGUAAAGCCAGCUACUUAUUCUGCAAAAAUAGUCACUGAUAUUCCCCUUUAUGAGACUCCUUGGGCUUUGUUUCACGAGUAUUUGGAGGAUAAACCCAGAGUUUUCAAUGCCAUGUUUCCUCACAAACAUAGUAUCCAACAGCUUUAUGAGGAUGAAUGGAGGAUUAAGAUGAUGCCAUUAAAGGUGGUGGGCCUAAAGGUGUGGCCAGUAAUUGACUUUAGGUUGAAAUGCAAAUACCCACCCCAAGUUCCUUCGGAUAUCACAAAACUUCUUGAGGUUCAGUCGGUAAGCAAAUAUGUGAACCAAACAAAUUAUUCCAUAUUAAUAUGCAUGGGUCAUCAAUCAGUACUCCAAGUGAUCAUUACACUUUGCAUGUACACCAUUCCUUCAUCCCUUAUAUAUAUAUAUAUAUGUAAAUCCAAAGGUGAAGUGCCGUUGCAGACAAGAUGUGAACUCCAAGGGCUUGACAAAGUAAAUGACUCAUCAUCGCAUUUCGCACUUGGUGUGAAAGCAUGAUUA
Messenger RNA from Gossypium raimondii (Peruvian cotton), 687 nucleotides. RefSeq lists its product as uncharacterized. The record is from RefSeq and is a predicted model, not a curated record. The coding region runs from base 1 to 684 and encodes 227 amino acids. NCBI's taxonomy places the organism in Eukaryota, Viridiplantae, Streptophyta, Magnoliopsida, Malvales, Malvaceae. The transcript has 4 exons.